AUGUAUCACCUGAAGACGAUCGCUAAGAACGCCACCAUCAAGCAGGAGGUAGCCACACUGGUGAAGGCCGUUGCGGCCGUCCAGCAGCCGAUGGUUGCGGUAAACCAGCAGCAACCGAAGCGCACGUAUGCCGAGCACCAGAUCCCGGAGCGCCUGAAGGAUGUGUCAACCGCGGCCAACCCGCGCUUCUUUGACAUGGUCGAGUACUUCUUCCACCGUGCCUGCCAGAUCUGCGAGGAUAAACUGGUCGAGGACAUGAAGGGCCGCGCCUCCAUGGACGAGAAGAAGAAGAAGGUGAAGGGUAUUCUGAUGCUGAUGCAGCCGUGCGAUCAUAUCAUCGAGAUUGCAUUCCCACUGCGGCGCGAUUCCGGCGACUACGAGAUGAUCACCGGCUACCGUGCCCAGCACUGCACCCACCGUACUCCGACCAAGGGCGGUAUUCGUUUCUCGCUGGAUGUGUCACGCGAUGAAGUGAAAGCCCUGUCCGCGCUGAUGACGUUCAAGUGCGCCUGUGUGGAUGUACCGUUCGGUGGCGCAAAGGCCGGCGUCAAAAUCGAUCCACGUAAGUACUCCGAGCACGAGCUGGAGAAGAUUACCCGCCGUUUCGCGCUGGAACUGUCGAAGAAGGGUUUCAUUGGCCCGGGCAUCGAUGUACCGGCCCCGGACAUGGGAACGGGUGAGCGUGAAAUGUCGUGGAUUGCUGAUACGUACGCCAAGACCAUCGGUCACCUGGACAUUAACGCGCACGCCUGCGUUACCGGCAAACCGAUCAAUCAGGGCGGUAUUCACGGACGUGUAUCCGCUACGGGUCGUGGUGUGUUCCACGGACUGGACAACUUCAUCAAGGAAGCGAACUAUAUGGCUCAGAUCGGUACUACCCCCGGCUGGGGUGGCAAGACGUUCAUCGUCCAAGGUUUUGGUAAUGUCGGUCUGCACUCGUGCCGGUAUCUGACGCGUGCCGGAGCCACCUGCAUCGGUGUCAUUGAGCACGACGGAUCGAUCUUCAACCCGCAAGGUAUCGAUCCGAAGGCGCUGGAAGAUUACAAGAACGAAAAGGGCACGAUCGUUGGCUACCCUGGUGCGCAGCCGUACGAGGGCGAAAACCUGAUGUACGAACAGUGCGAUAUCUUCAUUCCGGCUGCCGUUGAGAAGGUGAUCACUGCUGACAAUGCUGGACGAAUUAAUGCCAAGAUCAUUGCUGAAGCUGCCAACGGACCGACCACGCCCGCAGCCGACAAGAUCCUGAUCGAUCGCAACAUCCUCGUGAUUCCGGAUCUGUACAUCAACGCCGGUGGUGUGACGGUGUCGUUCUUCGAAUGGCUGAAGAACUUGAACCACGUCUCGUACGGUCGUCUGACGUUCAAGUACGAGCGUGAAUCGAACUACCAUCUGCUCGCCUCCAUUCAGCAAUCGUUGGAACGAUUCGUAUUUAGCGACGAAGAGAAAUCUGUACAGGCCUCGCUGGAACGUCGUUUCGGUAACGUCGGUGGCAAGAUCCCGGUAACGCCCUCGGAAGCAUUCCAGAAGCGCAUCUCCGGUGCCUCGGAGAAGGACAUCGUGCACUCCGGUUUGGACUACACGAUGGAGCGUUCGGCCCGUGCUAUCAUGAAGACGGCCAUGAAGUACAAUCUAGGCUUGGAUCUGCGCUCCGCCGCCUACGUCAACUCGAUCGAGAAGAUCUUCCAGACGUACCGCGAUGCCGGACUCGCCUUCUAA
Molecule: messenger RNA, 1716 nt
Organism: Anopheles marshallii
Lineage: Eukaryota; Metazoa; Arthropoda; Insecta; Diptera; Culicidae
Gene: Gdh
Product: glutamate dehydrogenase, mitochondrial
Exons: 6
Coding region: 1-1716 (571 amino acids)
Biological process (GO): L-glutamate catabolic process
Cellular component (GO): mitochondrion
Molecular function (GO): L-glutamate dehydrogenase (NAD+) activity
Source: RefSeq, a predicted model, not a curated record